Penicillium oxalicum is the source of this 951-nucleotide messenger RNA. RefSeq names its product tyrosinase family protein. NCBI's taxonomy places the organism in Eukaryota, Fungi, Ascomycota, Eurotiomycetes, Eurotiales, Aspergillaceae. The transcript has 3 exons. Gene Ontology annotation, molecular function: oxidoreductase activity. The record is from RefSeq and is a predicted model, not a curated record. Bases 1 to 951 code for a protein of 316 amino acids.
AUGGCACCAGCCGAGCGGAAGAACUACACCGAUGCAGUGCUGUGUUUGGCUCGAAAGCCUCCUCGGCUAUCAACUGCACUUUUUCCUGGUGUCCGAAGUCGAUUCGAUGAUUUUGUUGCAACUCACAUCAACUAUACGCUCCACGUGCACUACAGCGGCUUGUUUCUGCCAUGGCAUCGCCGGUUCACCUGGCUCUGGGAGCAGGCGCUUCGAGAGGAAUGUGGCUAUACAAGCUAUCUACCAUACUGGAAUUGGCCACUUUGGGCUUCCGACCUCAAGAACAGCCCUCUCUUUGACUGCAGUGAUACCUCGCUUUCCGGUGACGGAGAGUAUAAUCCUGCGGAGCAGGCUCUCUCUGGUGGCGAUGUCACCCUCCCUCGAGGCACUGGAGGAGGAUGUGUAAGAUGUGGACCUUUCAAAGACUUCGAACUUCAUCUAGGCCCAUUCUCUCGCUCCUUGACGUCGUUGACCGAAUUGCCUUCCCCGGGAUUUGAGUACAAUCCCCAUUGUCUGAACCGUAGCCUCAACAACUUUGUGGGCUCAAAUUACGACAACACAACCCUUGUGUCCCGGCUCUCAUCAGCCACAGAUAUUUCCGAUUUUCAGAUGGUGCUCGACCACUGGCCAGCACAACCGGAUGGUGUUCUCGGGCUGCACGGGGGUGGCCAUUUCAGUCUGGGGUCCACCAUGCAGGAUUUAUUUGCCUCACCGCAGGAUCCAGCAUUCAUGUUGCACCAUAGUAUGAUUGAUCGUCUUUGGGCAAUGUGGCAGACCAAGGAUGAGCGGAAUCGGCGAUAUGCGCUCAAUGGCACUUCGACCAUCUUGAAUCCGCCAUGGGGGAAGCCUGUGAGGCUGGAUACGGUGAUGGAGUUUGGAGCUCUUGAUCGACCAAGACGGGUCAAAGAAGUCAUGAGUCCCCUGGAACAUGGGCUGUGCUAUAUAUACACUUAG